Temnothorax curvispinosus is the source of this 1188-nucleotide messenger RNA. Its product is annotated as PP2C-like domain-containing protein CG9801. NCBI's taxonomy places the organism in Eukaryota, Metazoa, Arthropoda, Insecta, Hymenoptera, Formicidae. The record is from RefSeq and is a predicted model, not a curated record. The annotation marks the transcript as partial. The transcript has 6 exons.
AUUAGUGUAGAUUGGAGAGAGUAAGCAAAAGACAGAAUAGAUUAGAAAUAAAUUUGUCGGUUGAUAAAUUUCGUAAUGCGCACUUAUAUAUGGAUCUUUUCAGGUUUAAUUUGCGACCUAUCGCCGGUAGCUAUAAUCAUGAUGCCAAGCUUACGGAAGAAAGUUGCCGGCUUCAUGCGCCAACUGUCUAUCAGCAACUUAGCUGGGGCUGUGGAAAGUAUAGGCCUUGGAGAACAGUCGCUGCGGAGCCCGCAGUCAUUGACUCAGGAUUUCCCUGGCGGUUGUUUCAUCACGCGCUACCUCAAUGGACUGGAAACGAAACAAGAAGGACCGUCAAUUUUACACGGCCGGAAUCCGGAAGAAUUGCCGAGCAGGCAGAUCGACGUUCAAGAAAACGAGGAAGUAUUUGCGGCCUACACCGGUCCCGACAGCGGUCUCACCGCGGUCAAUCUUCAACAGAAACAUUUAAGUAUUAGCGAUACCGAUAUCGAUUACAUCGAUAUGCUGGAUCAGAAUGAGCAAUAUAGAAGCGGCUCGACGACAUCGAACGUCACGAUUGCUGGAGUUGCCGAUUGGUUUAAUCCUCAUGAAAAUGCAUUUGGAAUUGCGACUACGCUAUAUGAGAAAAAUCCUACAAACGACACCAACAAUGGAGAGCCGAUAGCCGAUUGUGCGAAAGCGAGUAUAGCGGCCAGAUCUGCGGUUCAUGGUAGCAUAGAGUAUUUGAAUCGAGCUUUGUUCUGCCCGUCUAUAAAUGGUGAAAUGACAACGACGAAAGACGUAUUUAUAGCGUUACUUCGAUCAUUCCACGCGGCACAUUCGUUGAUUCUUCAGGAGCAAGGGAUGCUCACUACCUUAACAGUGUGCACAAUCCUUCCACUGCCAAGUUCAAAUACGGAUACAAAUAUAUGCCAGAGAAAAUACAUUGCCUGUACCUGCAACGUUGGUGAUAGUUUAGCUUACGUAUAUUCAGGGAAAACCGGGGUGAGAGAGAUAACGCGAGGAUCUCACGAUAUUCAUUGCAUGCGAGACAUGCGAGAUGCCUUAGGAGCCCUAGGUCCGGUGGACGGCUCUAAUCCCGAAUUGAAUAACCUAACGCUGGCUAUAACGGAGGUCGAGAGAGGUGACAUAGUGUUUCUCACCAGUGACGGAAUUUCCGAUAAUUUCGACCCUGUGGUGGGAAAAUUU